AUGUCAGCGGUAGUAGUAGCCGGCCAGGCACCGGUUGCUACAGGGGCAGUCGACUGUAAGCCGGCUAUGAGCAAGGGCAAUGAUAAUGACAUAUACAGACGUUUUAAGGAGUUGCAGAAGCAGUUGGAACAGUUGGAUAUUCAGGAGGAGUAUAUCAAAUAUGAAACUAAGAACUUAAAAAGGGAGAUGGUUCGAGCACGAGAGGAGAUACAACGAGUUAGAUCGGUCCCUUUGGUCAUCGGCCAAUUCUCGGAGAUCAUCGAUGCUGAGCACGGCAUCAUACAGAGCUCGCAGGGCUCUAGUGACUACGUCCGGAUCCUCUCCACGAUCAAUAGAGAGGACCUCAAACCGGGAUGCUCGGUGGCAUUACAUCGGCAUUCCCAUGCUGUUGUGGAAAUACUGCCACCAGAGGCCGACUCUACUGUGCAGUCGGCCGCUAUGACGGAGAAGCCCGAUGUGACCUAUGCUGAUAUAGGAGGCUUGGAUAUACAGAAACAGGAGAUUAGGGAGGCGGUAGAGCUGCCAUUAGUGCAGAAAGACUUGUAUGCCCAAAUUGGUAUUGAUCCUCCCAGUGGUGUGUUGCUGUACGGUCCCCCUGGUACCGGAAAGACCAUGCUUGCUAAGGCUGUCGCUAAUCAUACUACUGCCACCUUUAUCAGGAUGGUCGGUUCAGAAUUUGUUCAAAAAUACUUAGGAGAGGGUCCGCGAAUGGUCAGAGAUGUAUUCCGUCUGGCUCGAGAGCAAGCUCCCUCUAUUGUCUUCAUCGAUGAGAUUGAUUCCAUCGCCACCAAGCGUUUUGAUGCCCAAACUGGUGCGGAUAGGGAGGUUCAGCGUAUCUUACUGGAGUUGCUUAACCAGAUGGAUGGCUUUGACCAAGACACUACUGUGAAGGUGAUCAUGGCCACCAACAGAGCGGAUACUCUUGAUCCUGCUUUACUACGUCCUGGUCGUCUCGAUAGAAAAAUAGAGUUCCCUCUUCCUGAUAGGAGGCAACGGAGGCUCAUUUUUCAAACCAUCACUGGUAAGAUGAAUCUUUCUGAAGACGUUGACCUCGAGGACUUCGUGUCGCGACCGGAGAAGAUUUCUGCCGCAGACAUAGCAGCAAUAUGCCAGGAGGCUGGUAUGCAAGCUGUGAGGAGGAACAGGUAUGUGGUGACUCAAAAGGACUUUGAAAAGGGUUGGAAGGAGCAUGUCCGGAAGAAGGAUCGUGAUUUCGAGUUCUACGCUCUGUAAAGGGACAGCCUCUCUACCUCUCGUUUCUCGUUUCCUACUACUUUACACUAGUAGCAAAUGAUAGGCUUUCGUC
Molecule: messenger RNA, 1306 nt
Organism: Perkinsus marinus ATCC 50983
Lineage: Eukaryota; Perkinsozoa; Perkinsida; Perkinsidae
Product: 26S protease regulatory subunit 6B, putative
Exons: 11
Coding region: 1-1233 (410 amino acids)
Biological process (GO): proteasome-mediated ubiquitin-dependent protein catabolic process
Cellular component (GO): proteasome regulatory particle, base subcomplex
Molecular function (GO): ATP binding; proteasome-activating activity; ATP hydrolysis activity
Source: RefSeq, a predicted model, not a curated record